GGGAGCUGCAAUCCGCCGGCCGCCGGUCACUCAGUCAGCAAGGCAGUAAAUCAGUGUGACGACGACAAGCGAACUUGCGAACAAGCGGGCGAGCGAACCAGCGACCGGGCGGACGACAAGUUAUUUUCCGGCGGUGUGUCCGUGGUCGUCCCGGCGGCCCCCCCCCCCCCCCCCCCCGUGGAGCUCCCGUGCGGGGAGAGGCUGUACAAUCCUCGGCAGUGUCCUGAGACUGUACGGCCCUGGUUCCCCCAAGGCAGCAAGCGACCGGCGGCCCUCCGUCCUGCCCCGCGGCCGCCUCACCUUCACUCUUGAGCGGACUAAAGCGGCGACAGGUCGUCGCCCCGACCGACGCGCUUUCAUUGGACACUUGAGCGGAUUUGUCGCCGCCUGAAAGAUGACAGCCGACAAAGAGAAAAAAAGGAGCAGCUCGGAGCGCCGCAAGGAGAAGUCUCGCGACGCCGCCCGUUGCCGCCGCAGUAAGGAGACGGAAGUUUUCUACGAGCUGGCUCACCAGCUUCCCCUGCCGCACAGCGUCAGCGCUCACCUGGACAAGGCGUCCAUCAUGAGGCUCGCCAUCAGCUUCCUGCGCACGCGCCGACUCUUUGCCACCGGCUGCAACGGCGGCGAUGACGAGCAGAUGAGCAGCUUGUACCUGAAGUCUCUGGAGGGGUUCAUCACCGUGGUAACGUCGGACGGCGACAUGAUCUUCCUCUCCGAGAACAUCAACAAGUUCAUGGGUCUCACGCAGGUGGAGCUGACCGGCCAAAGCAUCUUCGACUUCACGCACCCGUGCGACCACGACGAGAUCAGAGAGAACCUCAGCCUGAAGACAGCCAGCGGCGGCUUCGGAAAGAAGAGCAAAGAGCAGAGCGCCGAGCGGGACUUUUUCAUGCGGAUGAAAUGCACGGUGACCAACAGGGGGCGCACCGUCAACCUCAAGUCGGCCAGCUGGAAGGUGCUGCACUGCACGGGCCAGCUGAAGAUGUACACGGCCUCCCCGCAGCGCCCGGCGUGCGGCUUCAAGGAGCCGGCGCUCACCUGCACCGUCCUGAUGUGCCGACCCGUCCCGCACCCGGCCAAGAUCGAGGCGCCGCUGGACAGCAGGACCUUCCUGAGCCGGCACAGCAUGGACAUGAAGUUCACCUACUGCGACGACAGGGUCACCGAGUUGAUGGGCUACACACCCGAGGAUCUGCUGGGCCGCUCGGUCUACGACUUUUAUCACGCUCUGGACUCGGACAGCGUCACCAAGAGCCACCAAAACCUGUGCAGCAAAGGCCAGGCGGUGAGCGGGCAGUACCGCAUGCUGGCGAAGAGCGGCGGCUUCGUGUGGGUGGAGACGCAAGGCACCGUCAUCUACAACAGCCGAAACUCGCAGCCGCAGUGCAUCGUCUGCAUCAACUACGUGCUCAGCGACAUCGAAGAGAAGAGCACCAUCUUCUCCCUGGAGCAGACCGAGUCGCUUUUCAAGCCCCGACGGGCCGCCGGCGGCUUCUUCCCCGGCGACAACGGCGACGAGGCGCUCUUCAAACUCAAAGAGGAACCCGAAGACCUGGUGCAGCUGGCGCCCACGCCCGGGGACACCAUCGUCAGCCUCGAUUUCGGCCAUCCUCACCUCGAGGAGCCGGUGGCGUACGCCCAGCGCCCCGCGGCCUCCGUGCCGGGCACCCCGGCCUGGGCCUGCGAGACGCUCAAGGGCGCCCCGCUGACGCUGACGCCGGCCGCCUCGUUCACGGUCCGCCAGAAGCCGUCGCCCUGCAGCGCCACCCCGACUCUGAGCAGCUGCUCCACGCCCAGCAGCCCCGGCGACUACUUCGGCGCUUCCGACGGGGACCUGAAGGUGGAGCUGACGGAGAGGCUCUUCGCUCUGGACACGGACGACGGCAGUCCCGCCGACACCGAGAGGGACUUGAGCGACUUGGACCUGGAGACGUUGGCUCCUUACAUCCCGAUGGACGGGGAGGACUUCCAGCUGAAUCCGAUCAUCUCCGAGGCCGCCGAGCCCCUGGACGUGGGCCCGCUGGGGGGCGCCGGUCUUCCUCCGUCCCAGCAGCAGAGCUUCAGCAACAUCGCCAGCCUCUUCCAGCCCCUCUCCUCGCCCCCUCACCAGCAAAGCCGCUACCGUCCGCAGCCCCCCGCCCCGGCCCCGCCGUCCUGGGCUCCGGGCGAGGAGCGAGCCGCGGGUCAGGGGGCUCUGGACCCGAGCGCGAGGGCCUACGUGAUGGGGCGGGUUCAGAACCCGCCCUACCGAGCCCCCUCCAGCACCCCUCUCUCUUCGAUGGGGGGCAUUCAGAACCUGCAGUGGCCCCCGGACCCCCUGUUGACUUACCAGCGACGAGCGGCCAGCGGUGCCUACCCUGCGGACGCCGUGGCGACUGAGCGGCGGCCAUCUUGCCAGCACAACCUGCUGCACGUCAUGCACAAAGAAAGGCGCAUGGAGGACUUUGUCCACAACUACGGCGACGUGAACGCGGCCAACAACAUCAAGCGCUCCUUCAGUCAGAUGAUGCAGGGUGAAGGUCCGAUCUCAGGAAGCAGCUGGAAGAAGAUGAGGGGCGACGUCCACCCCGGAGCCGAAUCGUUGCCCGGACUCGCGGCGGGCAGCCGGGCUGCGAGUUUCGACGCUCUGCGGCAACACAGGAAGUCCGAAUAUCCCGGAAAUAUGGCAGGUCUGGCCAGUCGCCUGCUGUGCCCGUCGCUGGAGCGCACCUUCCUGCCCGAGUUGACCCGCUACGACUGCGAAGUCAACGUGCCGCUGCAGGGCAACCUGCACCUCCUGCAAGGCUGCGACCUGCUCACGGCCUUGGACCAGGCCACCUAGAGGCAGCAAACCCCCCCCCC
This is a messenger RNA of Syngnathoides biaculeatus (alligator pipefish), 2841 nucleotides long. It is a transcript of the gene epas1b, whose product is annotated as endothelial PAS domain protein 1b. The record is from RefSeq and is a predicted model, not a curated record. Bases 395 to 2821 code for a protein of 808 amino acids. Lineage: Eukaryota; Metazoa; Chordata; Actinopteri; Syngnathiformes; Syngnathidae. Gene Ontology annotation, biological process: cellular response to hypoxia; regulation of transcription by RNA polymerase II. Gene Ontology annotation, molecular function: RNA polymerase II transcription regulatory region sequence-specific DNA binding; DNA-binding transcription factor activity, RNA polymerase II-specific; protein dimerization activity. The transcript is spliced from 16 exons.